UAAUGAUGAGAGUAUAGUGGCAGGGGGUAGCGUAAUGUUUUGGCCUUCGGACUCAAUCGGUUGGACAUUUCGCUUUAUAACGACGUUGAGAUUGUAUUUUAAGCCAUGACUACAGUACGUUAUGGAUAAGUAAAGAGGGAAAGCAAGCAUUUAUUUACGUAUGAAGUAUUGAAGUAGCCUUUGGCAGCGAGGAUAUUAUAUGAGGAUUUGGGAAUAUGCCAAUCGUAGUCUAUGAGCAUACAAGAUGGCUGUAGCGAUAGGAUUGAGGGAAACAUAUGUGGCGCUUAUCUACAUUCUCUUUUGUGUUUAUAACGGAGAAGGGAAUCAGACCUCAUCACCUCAAUAUUGUCCGUAUUUCCAAAACCGCGCACCUAGUCCACAACCUACUCUUGAAAACUGUACGUGGUACAAAGAGAAAGCGUGCUGUCUCAACGAAGAGUUGGCUAUUAUUUUCUCGAAUCUCUUGCCUAUGGCCGGCGCAGACGAGAAAUGCCUCGAGGCAUUGAAUCACUUGUACUGCUACGUGUGCUCGCCUGAGCAGAGCAACUUUUUUACGCGAGACAUGUUGACAGUGUGCGAGGAAUCGUGCGAUGUCAUUCACGCAAAGUGCGCAAAUGCGCUACUAAAAGGUGUGCCGUGGCGUGAGUUGUAUUCAAAUGGAACCGAAUUUUGCGCCGCGCGUAAAUUCCGUACUGAAAAAGCAGAAGCCGGGCAAUGUUUUGACUUCACGAAAGUACUUAAAAGUUUUGCUAUGUCUGUGCGAACGUCUGUGGUCGUAUUACUGUGCUGUGGAUUAUACUUGGCAAUACAUGGCUACCUACAUAUAUUGUGUAUCUUCUAGACUAAACGCUUCCGGGUUUUACAAAAUGUCAACAUCUCAAAAUCCCAUUGUUACAAAAGCUGUGACUAUUGUAGAAUUUUAAAUCUUGCUAAUCUGAUCAAGAUAGUUAUUCUUUGCGUUUCAUUGAACAAGUAGCCGGAUACUGUAUAAACACUGAUUUUACUGAGAGCAGAAACAAGCGAAGUGGUUGUGUAUUAUAGCGAAACGCCGAAACCAAGGGAUGGAUUAUUUGCGUAGUACUAAAUUUAUCAUCAUCAGUCAAGUUUGUUUAUAUUCUAAGCAUUUAUUGUUGUUUUGGCGACGAAAAGUGUUAGUCAUCAAUGGAUUGAUCGGUAUUUGCGUAGCAUCACGUGAAAUACCAUACGCAUGGAAUAAUAUGCGUGGCUUUCAAACUUAGAGGAUUUAAGGUGGCUCUAUGCUGUUUUACGAAGAAAGGAAUGGCCUAAUUAAUAUUAGUGACAGAUGAUCUGGGCACCGCGAACACACACAAGUUUAUCUGCGAGUGGAGACGAGCUAUGCAGAUAGUUCAUCCACAUUUAUAAGUUAUCAGACCAACUCCAAACAUACCGGCUGCUGUGCAGAUGGCAUUAACAUUACCCGUCUGUGCAUAUUAAAUACGGCAUUUAGACGAAAUAAAAAUUGCGGAAACAAAAUUUGUUUCCCGGCCACCCGGGAAGCAAUAAUGUUUCCUACCAAAUUCAGAAACAUUUGAUGUUUCCCUAUGUUUCUCACUCAUGUUUCCUAGUGUUUGCCCACUCUGGAAAACAUGGCGAAACAUUGGUAGGAAACAAUGUUUCCGCAACAAUGUUUCCUAGUUUGCCCAUGGCUUUACUCUGAGUGUAUAUCCACACCGUGGUAAAGCUAAUUUUUCAAGCUUGUCCGGUGUGGAUAUACACCCAGAGUAUUAAACAUCACAAACAACAUAUCAGACAUGGUUCCUCCUAGAACCACUGGCACAAGCAUACACUCGUCCCCUGGUUUAUAUUUAUCCACCUAACACAGUCUGGUUAUUGAGGUUCUGGUCAAAUAUAAUGAGAUUCCUGGUUACUUUAGCCAAAUUAUAGUUGGGAUAAAAUAACCAGGAUAGGGUUAUUAGUAAGUUAACCAGAAACAAUUUAACCAAGGUGUUUCUAGAGCGUAGUAGUCUAGUAGAUCCUGCUAUUCUAGCUGGUUCGUUUGUGUUUACACUAAGGGUUCGUCAUCAGACGUACCUUCUUGACAGAUGACGCACUUCUCAAAACUCUGCUUAUAAAUCAGAUCAAUGCUACUACACAAAAUUUGACGUGUUAUUCAAUGAACUUAUGCACAAGAUAUAAGUUUAUUUUUUAAAAGAUGUACAUAAUUAUGAUAAAGAAUCAUUGAAUUGAAUAUAGAUAUUAUUAAGUCCGGAUGAAACGAGGAUGAGAGUACAUGAGAGUUGGCAGUCACGUGAUCUUGGUUAGCUGUUCUUAAUGCUUUCCCAAUACUAUCAUGUAUUCUAUUUAAGAAUCGUGAUUUAAGUUGAAACAUAGUUGGAACACCUUUAUUUAGUCGUCAAACCUUUAUUUUGUUAAUCUAGAGCUUGAAAUGUCCCCUGCAUGUAGUAAUGCGUGACUCUCGUCAACUUUCAUUCUCAUUUGACCGAGGCUUUCAUUAUAAAUCAUACAUAGGUCAGUUUCACAAAGUGGUCGACGUCAGUCUUCAAAGCUCUUGAUACUUUGUAAUAUGGGAGCAAUAAAAUUAACCUAAAUCUCAAAUUUUUUUAUUAGCAACCGAAUACUACAUUGCUACAUUUGAAAAUGAUUAAGAUUUUUUUUUUAACUCUGAUCGCUGCGCCACUUGACCACAAUCUGCUUGACCCGCUUGAUAGUUUAUUGUAGAAACUGACCUAUUAGUCAGAAACUAUAUGUAAUUAAUUAAAUAUUAUUCGCACUCAAAUAACUAUGUUAGAUAAAUUAUACGAUUACGUACAAUACUCGUCAUUUAGAUUUAAGUCCAAUUAUAUUAAGAGUCAUUUUAUGGAGAAUAGUAAUAUUCAAGAAGCGCCCGUCCAUAUAGCGACAGUCAAAACAACAAUCCAUACCAGUUUAUUCAUAUUUAAAAAACUCGCUGAAUUUUCAUCUAAUGUUAACGUAUAACAGCCUCUGAGUUUAUCGUCCUUUGAUGCGACUAAAAACUUUCUUGCUUUGCAGAAUUCUGCGCUAGAAUUGUACAAAUCUUUGACAAUAAAUCCUUUCCAUAUUGCAUUCUGGCAAGAGGUAUACCAACGAUCGCAAAACUCUUCGCAAAGUGUUAGUCUUUCGUCUUCGUAAAACGUCUCUUGGUUCGGUGCGCAAACGUAGCACAUUAAGUAACUCGUGUGCUUUGAACACUCUUCGCUUGCAGCUUUUAAAGGUGUCGUAAUAGCCGAGAAUAUAUCGCGCAAUUCGUGGUUCAAACAGCAAGCAUUAUCUCUGAACCAUUUGCAGUUCUCAAGGUUACUCUGAGGCGACGGCGCUCUGUUCUUAAAAUACGGACAGUAAUGAUUCACUGUGCUCUCGGCUGCGCUGAGAACGGCUAAAAUACUGAAUAAAAUUAUAGAAACGCGACUUAAUUUUGAUUUCAUCAUCGUAGCCCUGGUUCGUGAAUCUGACCUGUGAUCUGACUGAAG
This is a messenger RNA of Paramuricea clavata, 3470 nucleotides long. NCBI's taxonomy places the organism in Eukaryota, Metazoa, Cnidaria, Anthozoa, Malacalcyonacea, Plexauridae. The record is from the annotation of a GenBank genome assembly.